This is a messenger RNA of Theileria orientalis strain Shintoku, 579 nucleotides long. RefSeq lists its product as hypothetical. The record is from RefSeq and is a predicted model, not a curated record. NCBI's taxonomy places the organism in Eukaryota, Apicomplexa, Aconoidasida, Piroplasmida, Theileriidae. The transcript is spliced from 4 exons. Bases 1 to 579 code for a protein of 192 amino acids.
AUGGAAAUAGAUUGCACUGGCACUAUAUUUGCAAAAUACUUCGGGAAGGUCUGCGAUCAGGUGUCCUUCGGAUGCCCAGGCAUUUUGACGAGGAAGUCAGAUAGACUGGUCAGGGAGUACAACAGGAAGCCCGCAAAAUACCAUAGAAAUGUCAACCAGGUGGUAAGGGACGUCAAGGGGCGCGUUUCGCAGAAGUUGCAGAACAUCAACCUCAAAAAUGAACAUCGUAACUCCCGCCUGAGAGCAUCGGAAAUGGUUUUAAAUCAGCCGGUCCACAGAGAUAGCGAUGAGACCGUGGCGGAUUCGAGUGCCGACGACGACGACGCCUCUGAAUUUCAAUUCUACAAGACCGGCCUGUACUACUUGGGAGCAGGAGUGGGAGCGCUGGGCGUGGGCGCGCUGGCAUCAGUUGGCCUGGUGGCGCUAGGCGCAAUCGGAUGCACUGCCUACUGCAUUGAGAAGCUGCUGUGCGUGGAUCCCGAGUACCAGAAGGAGCUGAAGGCCCUAGAGGUCGAGAACGUGUAUAGGCCGGACAUCAACAACGUUCCCUACUUGUAUAGGAGCCCAUACCGAUACUAA